UGAUGCUAGAACAAAUAUUUCUUAAUGUAAAUGGGAGACGAAUCAGCCUCCAAAAUGAAUCCCUCAAAGUCUUCGACAAUGCAAAGAUUCCCAAUUUUGAUAUUAUGGGACUGGGUUCCACCAGUUCAAUCGAAGAGUUUGGAGGUAUUCCAGACUACCAGCCCAGCCACCCUUCCAUAUUCAGCAAUGACUACAACACAAUUUACAAGCACCAAGAUCACAAUAUAUCAUGUCAAGGCCUCCAGUCUAACCUAAAACAACAAUUGUACACAAGGUCAGGCCACGUUGGAGCAGAACAUAAUAAGUCCGUGCUAAACGACCCUGGCUAUUCACGACUGGUACGCAAAAAUCAGAACCACUUUUCAAAGUGGAGACACUCCAGCAAUGCCAGAAAUAGAAGCUUCGAAAAUGGCUCUAGAAACUCAAAGAACUCAGUAUUCCCACUCAACAAUACCAAAAAAGCCACAAACCAGCUGCUGAAUUGCUUGUUUCAGACAUCAGACAACAAAAACCAGCCAGCAGCAGACACUUUCAGUGACCUUGACAGUGUGUUUCCAAUGAAAAUGCGUAGCUUCAGUAAAGAGCAAGUUGUGUUACCUCGCAAUGAGAAAAUGAGACACUGCACUCCGAAGAAAUCCAAAGACAUCAAGAUUUUUAGAAAAGCCCAUUUCAUCAAGCGUCAAAAAGCAGCACUCAACAAACUCAAACCCAAACGAGUAAAGCCGAAGCAAGCUGAUUUGCCUGCAGUCAAUGUCAAACAGAUUACAUUUCACAGUGGAAACAACUGAAACAACUAUGGUGACAAUUCUCAAAGUAGCGAUAAAGACCGUGACAUCAAAGUUAAAGGUCUUGACUCUAAUCCUUAUGAUUCGAAGCAGAAGCCUUAUAAGCGAGUGCUUAAUAAGAGUUAUUCCAAUAAUUGUAUUUCUAGGCGCACACGGCUCACCAAGAACUUGGAGCUGAGUCAAAGCCAAGCCAAACACAAUUACAUUGUUACAGGGGACUCGAAACGCAAGAUUUCAGCAUCUCCAUAUUCCAACUUCUUUAAAAUCAACAGUUUAAAUUAUGCAACGCCACAAGACCACAAAGAAAAUGGUGGUUCUGCUCAAACAUCAAAACUUGUUAGUAAACGAGAAAACUUGUCUUCAAACCAGAAUAGUGACUCAGACAACUUCAAGAUUCCUACUCCAACAUUCAACUCAGCCUUGAAGCUGAAGCCUGGUCUCAUAUCUUCUGAAGCUUCUCCAAGUAACAAUGCCACCAAACUUAGAAAUGACUCGACUGCCACUCUGCACAGCCAGAGCACGCUUGAGCGAGAUGACCGCAUCUUUGAUCAUUCGCAGAUCUACCAGCCAGUGUUACCGAUGAAGAUCCAGCUUUCAUUCAAGCGGAAGUCACGACUGCAUCAAGUGUUGCCCAAAAAUCCUUCACACGAGUCUCCAUGGAACAGGAAGUCAUUGCUUGCAAAGAUGGCUGCAACUAGACUGCUGAAUAACAGACAGUUUGUGAUUAAAAAAGAACAAUUUUAAAUUACCCAGAAAUUUG
Molecule: messenger RNA, 1545 nt
Organism: Moneuplotes crassus
Lineage: Eukaryota; Ciliophora; Spirotrichea; Euplotida; Euplotidae
Source: the annotation of a GenBank genome assembly